Lampris incognitus (smalleye Pacific opah) is the source of this 6397-nucleotide messenger RNA. It is a transcript of the gene tmtc3, whose product is annotated as transmembrane O-mannosyltransferase targeting cadherins 3. The record is from RefSeq and is a predicted model, not a curated record. Gene Ontology annotation, biological process: protein O-linked glycosylation via mannose. NCBI's taxonomy places the organism in Eukaryota, Metazoa, Chordata, Actinopteri, Lampriformes, Lampridae. Gene Ontology annotation, cellular component: endoplasmic reticulum. Gene Ontology annotation, molecular function: protein binding; mannosyltransferase activity. The coding region runs from base 135 to 2939 and encodes 934 amino acids. The transcript has 14 exons.
UACAAACGCGAAUACUGUAACGAACGGAUUUCAACUUUGCACCGGAAGUGGUCGUGGUCGAAUGGUUAGACCUGCAAGUGGACUGUCGCUCGCCGAAUCGUGCCCUAACUGAUCAAUGAAGCCUUUGGUCUGCGAUGGCCGUCGUGUCAUGGAAGGAAAUCUUGCUUUUGACUGGACUGGUGGUGGGAUGUUACUGGAAUAGCCUGUCAUGUGGCUUUGUCUUUGAUGAUGUCUCGGCAAUACUGGAUAAUAAGGACCUGCGCCCCUCAACCCCAUUGCGCAACCUGUUUCACAAUGACUUCUGGGGGACUCCCAUGGCUGAGGAGCGGAGCCAUAAAUCUUAUCGACCUCUGACAGUACUCACCUUCCGGCUGAACUACCUUUUCAGUGAGCUCAGUGCUUCUUCCUACCACCUGCUGAAUGUGGUGCUACAUGCCGUUGUGUGUGUGCUCUUCCUGCGGGUGUGCCGCUUGUUUCUGGAUAAGACUUCCAGUUUAGUGGCGGCUCUGCUGUUUGCUGUGCACCCCAUCCACACUGAAGCUGUUACCGGUGUGGUUGGCAGAGCUGAGCUGCUCUCCUCAAUCUUCCUUCUGGCUGCGUUUCUGGCCUACACUAGAUCUACAGGUGCAGACCAUUCCAUUGUUUGGACCCCCAUUGCUAUAACUGUGGUUCUGGUGGCUGCAGCAACAUUAUGCAAGGAGCAGGGAAUCACUGUUGUCGGCAUCUGCUGUGUCCAUGAAGUGUUUGUUGCACAAGGGUUCACCCUGCCUAUGUUGUUGGACACACUUCUCCAAAUACUUCGAGGUAAAGACGGUUUCCCCUACGCUGUCCUGCAAACGCUACUCAAGCUCAUUGUUCUCAUCAUCAGCACCCUGCUACUGGUCAUUGUCAGGGUCCAAGUCAUCCAGUCCCAGCUUCCAGUCUUCACCAGAUUUGAUAACCCGGCAGCAGUCAGCUCCAGUCCCACCAGACAAUUGACAUUCAACUACCUGCUCCCUGUGAAUGCAUGGCUUCUCCUAAAUCCCUCAGAGCUCUGCUGUGACUGGACAAUGGGCACCAUCCCCUUGGUAGAAUCACCUCUAGACCUCCGUAACCUGGCCACCCUGACUUUCUACACCUUGCUGGGUCUACUGGCUCACCACAGCCUUCGUUACAAAAACAUCUCUGCCAAGACUGUUAUCAUGGCUCUUUCUUUGAUUGUGCUUCCCUUUAUUCCUGCAUCCAACCUCUUCUUCCCCGUGGGUUUUGUCGUGGCAGAGAGGGUGCUUUAUGUACCCAGUAUGGGCUUCUGUGUGCUCGUGGCACAUGGUUUCCGAAUUGUCUCGAGUAAAGGACAUUUAAAAAAGAUUUCCUGGAUAAUUAUUGGAGUGCUACUUACCACACAUGCAGUGAAAACCUUCAACAGAAAUUGGGAUUGGGAGUCUGAGUACACACUAUUUACUUCUGCCCUAAAGGUCAACAAGAAUAAUGCCAAGCUGUGGAAUAACGUUGGGCAUGCACUAGAGAACCAAAAUAAUUAUGAAAAAGCCUUGCAGUAUUUCCUUCAGGCUACCCGAGUCCAGCCAGAUGAUAUUGGUGCCCAUAUGAACGUGGGAAGAACCUAUAAGAACCUGAACAGGUCAAAAGAGGCUGAAGAUGCUUACUUGGUUGCCAAAUCCCUCAUGCCACAGAUAAUACCUGGCAAGAAGUAUGCCACACGUGUGGCCCCUAACCACCUGAACGUGUACAUAAACCUGGCUAAUCUGAUCCGUUCCAAUGACUCCCGGCUGGAGGAGGCUGACCAGCUCUACCGGCAAGCAAUCAGCAUGAGACCAGAUUUCAAGCAGGCCUACAUCAGCAGAGGGGAGCUCCUAUUGAAGAUGAACAAGCCCACAGAGGCCCGGGAGGCCUACCUAAGAGCACUGGAGCUGGACCGCACCAAUGCUGACCUGUGGUACAACCUGGCCAUUGUCAACAUUGAGAUGAAAGAGCCCUCAGAGGCCCUAAAGAACUUCAACCAAGCCCUGGAGCUUAACCCACGCCACAAGCUGGCACUCUUUAACUCAGCCCUUCUGAUGCAAGAAUCUGGUGAACCCAUGUUCCACCCUGAGGCUAACCGUCGUUUCCUGAUCUAUGUGGAGGAGGAGCCAGAUGAUGCUAAUGGCUACUUCAACCUCGGCAUGCUGGCCAUGGAUGCCAACGAGAACGCCGCAGCUGAGCGGUGGAUGCGGAGGGCUAUUGGUUUGCAGCCCGGCUUCCGUAGCGCCCUUUUCAAUCUGGCGUUGCUCUAUUCGCAGUCUAAGCGUGAAAUGGACGCACUGCCUGUGCUAGACGAGUUACUUCGCUACCACCCAGAGCAUGUCAAGGGCCUGAUCUUGAAAGGAGACAUCCUAAUGAACCAUAAGAAGGACACACGUGGUGCAAAGGCAUGCUUUGAGCACAUCUUGCGCAUGGAUCCCACCAAUGUGCAAGGCAAGCACAACUUGUGCGUGGUUUAUUUUGAGGAGCGUGACUUGCCACGUGCUGAACGUUGCCUGGAGGAAACCUUGGCUCUGGCGCCAAACGAGGAGUAUGUACGUCGUCACUUGAUUAUCGUACGUAAUAAGAUGGCUGCCAUGAGUGCGGCAGGGCAGCCACUAAGCUCAGUAGAGGGUGCCACCACCUCAGCUAAGGAAGAGAAGGAGAAGAAUCUAAAUAAGGGGGUGGGGGAGGUUGUUGAAGGUGGGCAGGAAGGGAGGGGUACCACUGCUUUUGGAAAGGGGGCUGGGGCUGAGAAGAAUGUACGGAAAUCCUCUGCAGAAAGCCUCGGGGAUGAGGACCAAUCAAGGCGGCUGGACAGAGGCCAGGCUGACAAGCGGACUAAGAGUAAGUCCAAUAAAGAGAUUAAAGAUAUUGAGAGGAAAAGGGAGGCUGCCUUGAAGAGACUAGAGGAGAUUGAGCGUAUAUUAAGUGGAGAUUGACACUGAUUUGAUUUUUAGCAAGACUUUGUAGGGCUCUUUAAUGCUUCAAGAUCAGACUGCAACACUCUCCUCCCUCCAAUAGCAAUGUGUUUUCUUUAAUCGUUGCCUUUUUGUUGUGUUUGCGGGAUAUUUUGCUUGGUCCUGUUCUUUUAGCACCAAUCAUGAAAACAAGGGAGAUCAUGUAAUACAUAUGGCAUGUAUAACAAUUAGGGUGAAAAAUGGGAUGAAGCUCUUUAAAACUUAAUGUUACCACAGAUUCGUAUUAGAUGCCAAGGUGUGUACUUCAUCUGAAUUUCAUCUUGCACAACAUAUAUUUGUGGAUCUUGUUUCACCAUGUGUUGUCAUUGUUAAUCACUGGAUUCUUUUCUCUAAGAUGUGAGUCACUCCUAUGCAUUUUUUUUUUUGUAAAUGAAACGAUUGUAUCACAGACAAUUAAAGGAAAUGACUUGUUCCCUGGCUUCCCUCAAGACAGGAUGGUAUCUGAAAGAGUAUACACCUCAAAAUAACUUGUGCUCCAUGAAUAGCAAAAUAACAGUAUAUCUACACCACACACGAGCAAAGCUUAGGUGGCAUUCUGCUGUUUUGUCUUUAUUGAUCUCACUCUGGAUUUCUUGUACUACGUCAUCAGCUGUGGGACUUACAGCUAACUCCCUUCAUGUCUAAAUUUGAUUGUAAUCUCAUCUGAAGACCAUUAUCGCUCUCAAUUUGUCACAGGAACAUUUUCACACACAUGCCCACCCUUCAGUGUUAUUUCACCACAACCCCCCUCUUUGGUUUUACGCUUAGAAAAAAUAAGAAAAGAAAAUGCACAUGGGUUGGAUUGUGGUAAUAGCAGUAUUGUGUGACGUUUGGUGACUUGUUCAACCUCAGCCUCAGGUCUUGUGUGCUCCUCAUUUGCAGAAACCCAUUCCUCUUGAAAGUGGCAAUUUUAGAGCAUACUUGAACAAAAACAGUCUCAUUCUUUUGUGGUACUGCAGUAUGGUGACCUUUGCCUCACUGUUUCAUGCAGGUUGAAAUACAGUACAUUAAGAUAUUUGCAGUGGUUUUACACAGUUGUAUAUGUCUAAAUUUUUAACACCUGCAUUCAACAUUUCAGCUGUGAAACCAUCUGACUGUAUUUCUUAGCCUUGUACAGUCUAACGAGCUGCAAUUGGGGCAUUUGAAAAGAUGGCUUUUUGGGGGGGGGGGUUCUUGGAGAAGCUCUAUGAUACUUGCAAAUAACAGAUCAGUUCAUCAGAAAGACAUUUUCUAUUACAAUUCAAGUGACACUAUCUUAAAGUAAGCUAAUGGCUGUUAACAUCCUUUGUUUGUUCUGUUUUUCUCCAUGAGGCAGGUCUGCACGGUUCAAUUCGUCAUGGUCAUUAGCAAAUUAAGAGCGAAAAUUUAAUUUGGUUUUACUUCAGUUUAAGUUUUUAUUGAAUACCUGCUCAGCUCUGAUGGUCAACUCCAAUAUUUUCUCUUACAAAAGAAUAAUUGGCCACUGUGCUGUGACUACAUCAAAUAAUUUACAUUGGACAAAAAUAAUUGUUGUAGUGUAAGACAGUAUACUAUGUGGGAUGGCAUAUGAUAGCUAUGAGGCUCAGACUUAGUUUUAGCAUCACUAUGUAUUGUCCUUAUUGAGUUCUGAAAAUGUUUUGGUUGGUUAUAUGUACAGAUGCUUCUGUUUUUUCAAUAUUAUUUAUUAUUUUAUAUGCACUGCAAACAAAUAUUUUGUUUGUUUAAACUUACGGUACAUUGUUUUACUUCUACUAAUUUCACUACAUGUCAGAUUUUAUUUGUAAAAUGUCUCACAGAUGGUUGCUGUGCUCAACUAACAUCCCAUUUCUGUUUGAACACUAGUGAUGGAUUUGCACUGCCAUCAGUCAUAAAAAUAGGUAUAGCUAUGAAAAAAAGAGAAAGCAUCUAAUUGCAUAUCAUGUGAUUCACUGCAAUCUGCAGAAUGGUUGUUUGAUUUUAUACAACUUAACAGAAAUCUGUUUCUCUUUUAUAACAGUAAACCUUGGUGGAGGGUUCAAGGUGGAUUAAUAAAGGCAGGAAAAUCUCAUUCUUGUAACUACUCCUUGUUUAUUCCCUUUCUGUUUACAGUGUGAUGCAUUCAUGAAAUGCAUUAUUGGAUUGGAAUCAUCCCAUAUCCCAUCAGGGAGUCUGUUAUGCUCCUUGGGAAUUACAGUGGUGACAAAACACCUUGUGUAGAACAGAGAAAGUAUGUACAAAUAUUGUUAGUGGGUCCUGAUAGAUUUGGCAAUGACAUUUUAGAUCAUUGUAACCGGAUUGUUUUUGUUAGGAAGAAUCAUCUUUAGUUUACAGUAUGAUAUGGCCCGGCUUAUAGUCAUAUUGCCCACUCUCCACUAUACUGAACUCUAACCUAAGUCUUAAAGUUCAGUCAUAUCUAGUUGUGGAAGUGCCUUGGUUCAAUCUUGAAACCACUGAAGCAAUCCUCACACUCCUGUCUGAAUGGAGUAUGGUAACACUACCACCUCCCCUUGACAAAUAUUUUUAAGUAGUUCUUUAACACGAACACCCAAGUGUUGCAGUGAAGCAGGUUACUGGCCAAGCAUGAAAGACUGGUUGCACUGGGCAGCUUCCCGGUGUGAUUCCAGGGAAUCCAUUAAUGUGAAACGGAGCUGUGGGAAAUACUGUGUUGCAAGCCAGCUCCCAGGAAAAUAAGAUUAUGAAGAUAAACUAAUUUAAAAAGGAAAAAAAAGCUCAAUAGCAUUUUUCAACUAUGAACCUUGCUGUCUUGGUAUCAAUUUGUCAUUUUUCUUACCCGUCCCGUUGGCUUAACAAGCUCUGGUCCUAAGUUUCUCAACUGUCUGUUUGGACUCAGUACUAUCAUGAGGCUCAAUAAGUUGGGGCAUGGCACAAACUCUGCUAAAGUUAAGGAUUCCAUUCACAUGGAGUAUCCCAAUGCUCACAAUGUGUUCACUCCUAGGGACUAUAGACAAAAGUUUACAGCACAUAUGUAAGUGUUGAAGAAUGUCCAUGGAGGAAAAUGUUCAUGAAGAUGUGUACAGUUUCACAGGCCUUGUGUGAUUUUUAUUUAUUUUUUUAUCAGAAAGCAUUGCAUUGUCAACUUAAACUGUAUUUGCAGACUAUAUUUGUUAAAGAUUUGUACAAAGUAACAUCUUAAGCCCUACAUUUUACUAGGUUUCCCAUAUUUUUGCUGUACUGUUGCUCCACCUCAGAGAGGAAUUGUAGGGAGGAAGAGGAAAAGUUCAAAGGAGAUUCUUUACCCCCUUAAGAAAUCUGAGUGCAAGGUCAGCUAUAGACUAAAGGGCUGAAGGGAGUUAUGAUGUGUAUUAUCUCACUGUAAUUAAAGUUACACCUGUAACUACUCCCAAAGUUUUUCUUUUGGUACAGACAAAACUACGUUCCGACUGAUGUUUGACAAGUGUUUUAUUGUCUUCUUUCACAACUUCAAACACCGUGAAAAACUGAAAUGAAAUAAUUAAAUUUUA